CACAGUUUGCCUUCGAUGGCGUCAAAACUUCAUUUCGUCCUUUUGCUUCCUAUUAUUUGGUAUUAUUCGGAGAGACAGACUUAUCUGCCGACGCACAACAACAUAUUAACACAAAAGGCAAAUCCACUGAAAAUACACACACGCUCUCUCUAUCUCUGUCAUCCCAAACAAACGCUAGCAGUUUUUCGCUUGAGAUUUCUCUCCAUUAAUUUCCCGUCGCCAUUACCCACCUUUAAGCUAUCCUCUCUUGGAAACCCAAUUAAAGUACCGUUCUUUUGCUCUGCACCACCAGUCAGAGAUUCAGAGACUCAGAGACUCAGAGAGCAACUACCUCCUCUGCUUCCAUGGCCGGUUCAAACUUGCAGAACAAGUACCUCCUCAUCCAACUCCCUUCAAUUAUUUGCAUCCGCCUCAAAUGAGUGGAUUUCGGAACAAAAGAUGAAUCGGCGCGUCCCCGAUUUCGAAAUGGACUACGAGUACUUACUUCCCACCACCUCUGCUCUGAACCGACCCAGAAAAUCAACCAUGCCGGAAGACGAUAUCAUGGAGCUGCUAUGGCAGGACGGCCAAGUCGUGAUGCAGAGCCAGAACCAGAGGUCUUCAGUCAAUAGUAAAAGAUCGCACCAGUCCAAAUACGACGUCGUAUUGCCCGACGACGGGGGUGGCAUCACCAGACCGGCCCCCCAACCCCAACCCCAACUGCCGGCUCAGAACCCGCACCUGUUUAUUCAAGAAGAUGAAAUGGCCUCGUGGCUUCAGUACCCGCUCGUCGACGAGCCCUUCUCCGCCGGCCUCCUCUAUCCCGAUUCGACCACCUCCGAGCACCGGACGCCCCAGGUUUCGGGGCCGGCGCCAGCUUCGAGGCCGCCGAUCCACCGGCCGAGGAGGACCGAGCUCCAGAACUUCCUGCAGUCCGACACGACCAACAACAACGACGCCAGCAGCAACAGGCCUAUGAUUUCGGAAACGGCGCCGUCGAGCUCGAAGAAGAGCGUGGUAAGGGAGACGACGACGGUGGUGGGUUCCAGCGACACUCCGCUGGUGGGCUCAUGCUCUAGGGCUUUGGAUUCUAGGCCCGACGGCGCUGGUGGCGGCUUGGCUAAUGGAGCGACGUCGUUAACCGCUGCAACCGCUGCGACCGCUGCGACGUCGUUUCCUGGAAAUGAAUUGACCACGUGUGAGAUGUCGCUGACGUCGUCUCCAGGAGGCUCCAGUGCGAGCGCCGAGCCGGAUUCGGCUCCCAAGCCGCCGCUGACUGCCGAUAACCGGAAGAGGAAAGGGAGAGAAGCCGCCGCCGCCGACGACGACGCUGAGUUUCAAAGCAGGGAUGUUGAGUUUGAAUCUGCCAAUGGAAAGAAACAACUCCGAGGAUUGACAUCAUCUACAAAGAGAUCGCGAGCUGCAGAGGUCCACAAUCUCUCCGAGAGGAGACGUCGAGAUAGAAUAAAUGAAAAGAUGAAGGCUUUACAAGAACUAAUACCUCGGUGCAACAAAUCGGACAAAGCAUCAAUGCUGGAUGAAGCAAUUGAGUACUUGAAAUCUCUCCAGUUACAAGUACAGAUGAUGUCCAUGGGAUACGGCAUGAUCCCUAUGAUGUUUCCUGGAGUUCAGCAGAUGAUGUCCGUGCCCAUGGGGAUGGGAAUUGGAAUGGGCAUGGGCAUGGGAAUGGAAAUGGCCGGCAUCAGUCACCCUAUGAUGCCAUUUCCAAAUGUAAUGGCCGGUUCACCCAUGCCAACAGCAGCUGCACUUAUGGGACCUAGGUUCCCUAUACCACCAUUUCACAUGCAGCCUAUUCCUGCAAGUGAUCCUACCGGAGUUCCAGCAGUCAACAAGACAGAUCAAAUGAUAAACUCGCUCAGGGCACAAAAUCCAAACCAAUCACACAUGCCAAAUUUUGCAGAUCCUUACCAGCAGUUUUUCAGUCCCCAACAGAUGCAGUUGCCACUGCAGCACAACCAAGCAAUGCCCCAGCCAACUACUGGCAAGCCGAGUUCCAGUAGGGGACCUGAAACUCAUGAAAACCAUCAACCAGGUUAAGGUUAUAGGUUGAAGUUGAGAGUAGAUGGAUAACGGAAGGUUCAAUGCCUGCUAAGUUUUGUAGUCUAAAGCUCUGAGAGUAGCUUUUAUUUUCUCUUCUCUUUUCUUUUUCUGCCUAAACUGCCAUUUAACCAAAAGCUAACCUGUAACUAUUACAACCCCAAUUGUAAUAUAUUUUACAAGUUUCCGAUUUUGUCGCCGUCGGAACUGUAAAACUGUAAAGAGUGUCAUCAAGUUUAUUAAUUAGUGAGGUCACAGAGUUGAUGGGUUCUGACGGAAAAUCCUAGAAUGAACCGGCUCGUGUCAUGAUCCAAAACUCUUAGUUGUUGGAUUCUUAGACAAUUUCUCUUUGGCCAAACAUUCUUGGAACAUGACACGAGGCAGUCCAUUCUGAAAGAUAUGGAAGAAGAUGGUGAUAGAUCCUUCGGUAUCGUUUUCUGCAUUCAUGUAAUUUGAUCAAAUGGUUAAAGUUAUUAUAACUUUUAAAGGA
Molecule: messenger RNA, 2527 nt
Organism: Malus domestica (apple)
Lineage: Eukaryota; Viridiplantae; Streptophyta; Magnoliopsida; Rosales; Rosaceae
Product: transcription factor PIF1-like
Biological process (GO): regulation of DNA-templated transcription
Molecular function (GO): protein dimerization activity; DNA-binding transcription factor activity
Source: RefSeq, a predicted model, not a curated record